CAACACCCCAAUUCUGAAAAGGGGAGUGGUUUUACAGUGCCGUAAACCAGAGGCUGUAAACUACUUCUCAAAGAAAUUGUGUUUUGUUUUUGCAAUGUCUAAAGCUACUAGGAGGCAAAGUUAUGUGUCAGUUGAAGAUGAAAAGCAAAAUUUGGUGGAACAUUUUGAGAAAGUACAAGGAAGGAUUGAUGAUUUUCUGAAGCAAGGAAAGAGCUUAGUUCUAGUACUGAAGAAACGUGUGACUGUGGACAAGGAUCAUGUGAAGAAUGUUCAGAAAAUGGUGCAAUCAAUCCAUGAUGAUGGGCAAACAAAACACAUGAAAUUUCAGGGUUCCUUAGAUUCUUCAUGGAAUGGAAUAAAAGAGCAACUAACAUCAGAAGCAAUGCAAACUUCCCGUAUUGCCUCUACUUUAGAGUUGCAGGCACUACAGCCCCUGCAAACCUUUCUGAUCAACGAUCUUGAGAAGAGGUUUAGAGUCACAGUCAGUGAUAGUAGGAAACUUCUUAAGGACUACUUCACAGCAAAAGCAGCACUGCAGAAGAGUAGAGAUAAGUACUUUAGUGUAGUUGGAGACUGGGAGGUUGUGAUGUUAGAGCUGUACCAUGAGCAAGGGGAUUCUUGGAAUCCUGCCCCAGGCAAUAAACUUCACGAUCGUGAAGCGCAGCUUAGUCGCAAAGUACAAGAGAGCAAAGAGGACUAUGAAACAGCUGUGCAAUACCUCAACCAAUUACAGCAAGAUGUUUUUACCAGUCAACUCCCUGGGGUACUGGACAUCCUUCGGACAACUGCUCAAAACAUGGUGGCCGUAGUAAACAAUGCACUUAAGUGUUUUACAGAUAUGCAAUCACAGUUAAUGCUUGGGAAUGGAUUGAAGGGUGCACAGAGUCAUGAUCAAUUCAAUGCUGCUGAUUAUUGUCAAACAGUGAUCUUUUGUAAUGUUGAGUAUGGCUCCAUUCCCUUGCCGACAUGUCACGAGUUUCAGGAAUACCUCUACAAGGAUGAGACGCUAAUGAUUCAAGCUCGGAAAGUUCAGUACAUGUGCAUGAGCAAGUUGAGCCCAAAAGAGUUAGCCAGCAGAGCACAUCAGUUCUUAGCAGAUGGGGACAAGAAAAAACAGCAUUCCAACAACAAAGGGCUCUCUUCCACUCAAGAAGUAGGGAGCAGGCUGCUGAUCGAACUCUGCCUUGAGUAUCUAAUGCGACCCGUUGCUCUUAAAGAGGAGGGUCUAUUUAGAGUGUCUGGUGAUUCUGCUGUUAUGAAGUCUCUCCAUGCUGAUUUCAUGUCAGGAAGAGCCACAGGAGAGUUUCUAAAGGCUGCACUGAUGGAUCAGCGUGACCCUAAUACUAUCAGUGGAUUACUAAAGCUUCAUCUCAGGGAACACCCAUUCUUGUGUCCGGCUAGUGUGUCUGCAUUGGAUAAGGUCCUGGAAGAAGCAAAUAGAGAAGAAAUUGUACCUACUGUUCUAGGCGAGCUGUCAUCCCGAGAGCUCAAUGUACUAACUAACAUCAUGCUGCUGUUGAACACUAUUACACAGACCCCAUGGAAAGAGCAAAACAAAAUGAGUGCUCACACAUUGGGCAUAGCUUGCGGACUCUCAGUGUUCCCUGAUCUGAAUCCUUCCAAAGCCACCCUGCUUACUGAAUUCCUCACCAUUAAGUAUGAUGACUUGGCAGGCUCACACACUCUGCUUUAAACAGUGAAUGCAUGCUCGUUAAUUUAUGCGUGUGUUAGUUUUCAAUAUAAUUACAUCACAUUUCUGGAAUAUUGUUUGCUCAGUAAAAAUGUUAUACUUUCACAUAA
Molecule: messenger RNA, 1800 nt
Organism: Halichondria panicea
Lineage: Eukaryota; Metazoa; Porifera; Demospongiae; Suberitida; Halichondriidae
Exons: 11
Coding region: 95-1693 (532 amino acids)
Biological process (GO): actin filament polymerization; signal transduction; vesicle organization
Cellular component (GO): vesicle; cytoplasm; plasma membrane
Molecular function (GO): microtubule binding
Source: RefSeq, a predicted model, not a curated record